AUGUUAGCUCAGUCUACAAAUAAUAGCCUUUUACAGACUUGCUUCAUCUGUAAAAGUGCGCGCCACCACCCCUUGGAAGAUUCGAUGGACAUGGACAGGAGCCCCCUGAGGCCCCAGGACUACCUUUACGGUUACGAGCUAACGGCGGGCAAAGAUUAUCAUUUUAAAGCGGAUUAUGAUGAAAAUCAGCGCCAGCCGUCCCUGAGAAGGGUCAGCUUGGGGGCCGGUGCCAAGGAUGAGUUGCACAUUGUGGAAGCCGAAGCCAGGGAUGACAAAGGCCGCCCGGUGAAAGUGAUACUGGCAACUUUGAAAAGGUCCGUGCUGCCAACCGUUUCCCUGGGAGCCUUUGCCAUCACCCCGCCCCUGGUUCUGCGGUUGAAGUGCGGUUCGGGGCCUGUGCGUAUCUCUGCUCAGCACCUGGUCCCCGCAGAGGAAGAUGCGGAGUGGGAAGACGAAGACGAGGAGGAGGAGGAGGAGGAAGAGGAGGAGGACGACGACGACGAUGACAACGACGUGAGGCUUUUGAGCACCUCGGGAAAACGUUCUGCUCCUGGGAGGAGUGGCAGCAAGGUUCUACAGAAAAAAGCAAGACUUGCUGCAGAGGAGGAGGUUGGUGACGACGGUGGCGACGGCAGUGACCGCGACGAAGGCAAAGACGAAGGAGGCGACAGCAGCAACAGUGGAGGCGGCGGUGGUGGCUGCAGCGACAGCGGCGGCAGCUACGACAGUGACGGCAGCAGCGACGGCAGCUACGACAGUUUCGGCAGCGACAGCAGCGACGGCAGCGACGACAACGACGACAGCGACGGCAACUACUACAGCUACCACAGCGACGACAGCGAUGGCAGCUAUGACAGGUACGACAGCUACGACAGCUACAAGAGAGCUGGCAGCUACGACAGCAUUGCCGGCUAUGACAGCGACGGCCGCGACGCAGAGGCGGCAGUGAUGGAAGUGGCACCGAUGCAGCCACGCAGUGGCGGCAGCGACGGCAGCUGCCACGGCGACAGCAGCGACUGUCGCGACGGUGAUGAAGGGGAGGAUGGUGACGGUGACGAUGGCAGCGCCAACGACGACGACGAAGGUGGAGAUGGCAGCUACUAA
Messenger RNA from Sorex fumeus (smoky shrew), 1104 nucleotides. Its product is annotated as S-antigen protein-like. Gene Ontology annotation, cellular component: cytoplasm; nucleoplasm; ribonucleoprotein complex. Gene Ontology annotation, biological process: ribosomal large subunit biogenesis; positive regulation of transcription by RNA polymerase II; chromatin remodeling. The transcript has 2 exons. The record is from RefSeq and is a predicted model, not a curated record. Lineage: Eukaryota; Metazoa; Chordata; Mammalia; Eulipotyphla; Soricidae. Gene Ontology annotation, molecular function: histone binding; RNA binding; chromatin binding. Bases 1 to 1104 code for a protein of 367 amino acids.